GAGUCACCAUUUCGACAUGUCACAGCCCGCCUUCCUUCGCAUCGCCCGUCAUGGAAACGAAGGCAUCUUCCCUGUCCUUUAUAGGAGGGUGCCAUGCAAGAGGAGAGGCGGGGUCCGGUUCACAUUGAAAGGACAAUCGAAUUUCAACAUGGUGAUGAUCUCGAACGUCGGAGGCGGCGGCAACGUGAAGGCGGCGUGGAUAAGGGGGUCGAGAACGAGAACAUGGCUGCUGAUGAAUAGGAACUGGGGUGCGAAUUGGCAAAGCAGCGUUGAUCUAAGAAACCAAAGACUGUCGUUUAAGGUCAUGUUGGUGGAUGGCAAAACAUUGGCAUUUCUCAACGUUGUUCCUUCUACGUGGAAGUUUGGGCAAACCUUUGAUUCAAAACGACAGUUCUUUUAACUAAUACUACGCCAAGACAAAUUAAUGUCUUUGAAACCAUUAUUUUAUUAAAAUUGGUGGUUUUAAGAUUAAAAAAGAGAAAUAAUGACAUGAUAAAAACGUCAUUACAGUUUUCUUUUAACUAAUUUAUUUUUUGCA
Messenger RNA from Hibiscus syriacus, 538 nucleotides. RefSeq names its product expansin-A12-like. Bases 17 to 400 code for a protein of 127 amino acids. The transcript has 2 exons. The record is from RefSeq and is a predicted model, not a curated record. Gene Ontology annotation, biological process: plant-type cell wall organization. NCBI's taxonomy places the organism in Eukaryota, Viridiplantae, Streptophyta, Magnoliopsida, Malvales, Malvaceae. Gene Ontology annotation, cellular component: extracellular region.